Caenorhabditis elegans is the source of this 986-nucleotide messenger RNA. It is a transcript of the gene srbc-11, whose product is annotated as Serpentine Receptor, class BC (Class B-like). Lineage: Eukaryota; Metazoa; Nematoda; Chromadorea; Rhabditida; Rhabditidae. The coding region runs from base 3 to 896 and encodes 297 amino acids. The transcript is spliced from 6 exons. The record is from RefSeq and is marked reviewed.
AAAUGUCUACUCAAGUUUCUUCAAACCAAUCUGGGAAUCUGAUGAACCUAUCUGCAGUUGUAAUUACAUCAAUUGGAGUUUUAUCUUCAUUUUUAACAAUUUUCAUGAAUAUUUAUUUCAUCAAGAAAAUCACAAAAACUCGCAACAAGAUGAUCCUUUUCUUCUAUCGAAUCUUUCUCGAUGUAGCCUACGGAGCCAUUGCAUGCUCUUACAUGGCAUUCUGCAUUUUAUAUUCGUAUUUCACCGAUCGGUUCAAAGAGCAACAAGUGUUUAUUGUUUAUUUGGGAUUUCCUUUGCAAACCACUGCAGCUAUCCGAAUGACGAUUGCAGUAGCUAUUUCAAUUGAGAGAGUUCUGGCUGUGUUCACACCUAUCACCUUCCAUAACUAUCGCCACUUGUGUCCUACAGUAAUCGUUCUUAUUUUGGCAAUAAGCCUGGGGACUCUUGAAAAUUUAGUCCUUUUUCAAUCAUGUACACUAAAUCUCUCUAACAUUCCAAAAAACUGCGGCGUAUUGAGAUGUGCAGUGGACGCUUGUUUCUUCUCCUACUGGGCAAGCGAUAGAUCAGCAAUGUUUGCACUAAACUUCAUAUUCUCUGGCCUUCUCUCCAUCAAGCUUAUUUUCUUCAACAAACCUCAACACGGAAAUGGACACAAGGAGCAUUCAAAAAUAAAUCAUCUGGCCUUGCUGGAUGCAGCUAACGUGUUUCUAUGUGAUUUCCUCCCAACUUCCACAUCAAAUUAUGUGACUCAGUUCAAGUUUACUAGUUUUGAGAAUGUAGGCCCAUACAUAUUUGUUAUCAAACUCAUUGGAAUUGCAAUCGAAACGUGUCUAAUCUACUGGAUCUUGAGGAAAAGAACUAUAAAAACAAGCAUAGUAACGCCUCUACAAAGAUAAAUUACCUCUGAAACUUUACCACAUAUAUUUUUUGAUAGUUUGUGCGAACUCCGGUGUUUGAUGUUUGCACAAUAAAGAUUCACACAUUUU